ACUGACAGAGGGCAUUGGAAUAGAGGAUGAUUAUAACACUGAAGACCGAGAGGUCCUUCCCCUUGAGUGUAAGGAUGUGGAAGAUAUUGGUAGUCCUGAUGUGAAAGCAGAGCUUCCCUCCCACCUCAGCAUCACUAAGGAUGUUAUGGAGCGCUGCAUUCAUCUGCUGUCUGAUCCCAGCCUCAGGCUCCGACUCAAGGUACUGGACGUGCUGGAGUUGUGCGUUCAGGUGCUGAGUGAGAGGGAAAAUGAACUGCUGCCUAUGGCUCAUCGCUGCUGGCCAGCACUCCUGCAGAGACUCACAGCCGAUGACCCAUUAGCAGUCCUCAGAGCCUUCAGGGUGCUGUGCGUGCUGGGUGAAACAUGUGGGGACUUUGUGAGGAGGAGGGUUUCUAAAGAGGUUCUGCCCAAGCUGAGCGCCUCUCUGGCACGGCAGGCUCCGAUCAGCGCCAAGGCUGGGCCUGUCUACACACACACCCUGGCCUAGAAACUGCAGCUGGCUGUAUUGCAGGGGCUGGGCUGACUGUGCCAGAGACUGGAUCUGGGCAGGGUAAAGACAUGGUGAUAAAUGAGUGUGUGGGCCAUCUGCUGAGGAUCAAGAGCUCAGGACACUCAGACGGGGGUGUCACAGCAGGAGUCACUGUGCUCCACAAUCCUCUGCUGUUGUGAGAUGUCCCACUCCUGCCUGCACAUAGAAACCACAGUGAAGUCAAAGUUCCACCUGCACCUCCACCUGUUCUUGCAACAGCAUGAAAACUGACAGAGGUGAGACAGCAGAAAAGUCUUUGUUUAUUUUUGUAAUAAGUUAAGGAAUUAAGUGAAGAAGAGUGAUUAAAUAAAUUGUUCCUUGCAUUUUUGAUUUCAUGGUUGUGUUUAGGAUUAUUUCAGAAACAUGUUUAGAGGAUCUUUGUAAGCCUGUAUUUACUUUAAAAGAAGGGAAGCACUUCUUCAUUCUACAGAAAAGGUGACACAUUACAGAUGAGUUCAUAAAAAGUGUCUCUGUCACUCUUUCAAGGCUCUGUCACUUUUUCUUUUUACUGGAACAGCAUGGUAAAGUAGGCCUAGGCUGCCAUCUUGUGGCAGUGUGUUGUUACUACAACAUAUGAAAUUGUGUUUCUAUUGGAAAUAUAAUUCAGCGCCACCGAGCCGCUCUCUCAGUUACAAACUGAACCUGUUUUUUUAGACAGAUAAA
Messenger RNA from Oreochromis niloticus (Nile tilapia), 1192 nucleotides. RefSeq names its product TELO2-interacting protein 1 homolog. The coding region runs from base 146 to 487 and encodes 113 amino acids. NCBI's taxonomy places the organism in Eukaryota, Metazoa, Chordata, Actinopteri, Cichliformes, Cichlidae. The transcript is spliced from 5 exons. The record is from RefSeq and is a predicted model, not a curated record. Gene Ontology annotation, cellular component: cytoplasm.